This is a messenger RNA of Paramecium sonneborni, 1440 nucleotides long. The record is from the annotation of a GenBank genome assembly. NCBI's taxonomy places the organism in Eukaryota, Ciliophora, Oligohymenophorea, Peniculida, Parameciidae.
UAUAUAAAAAUAAAUCAAAUGAGUAUUUAGGCUGUGAAUUAUGAGGUCGAAGAUAUGGGACGGUAUUUCAAAUCGUAAUAAAUAAUGAAAUCAUUUGUAGAUCAAAGAAGAAGUAUAAGUGGACAUUUAUGUUGGAAGAGAAACAACACAUGUUAGAAUUAGAAUUCUCAUAUCUAAGUGGGAAACGAAGAUUAGUAUUAGAUAAUCGAGUACUUCAUGAAAGCAUGUAAAUUCGAAUCUAUAUUAAUCAGGAUGCUUACUUCUUCAUUUCAGUAUCCCUUUACACUUGAAGGAUUUGCAUUAAAUGUUAUUUAACAAGGUGAUGCAUUUGAAUUGAGAAUUAAUAAUAAAGUGUUCUCACAUCUAUAUACUUAAUGUAAUAUGUGUGUAUCAAACUAUUAGAAAAAACAUAGAAUGAGUUUGUCUAUGAAGAGAAACUCAACACCAAUAAUAAAACAGAUAACUUUUAUUCUGACCCUCCAAAUUUUAAUACUCAAUUUUCCAAUAAUAACUUUUAAAACAAUUCAUAGUACAUUAUUAAAAUCAUUCUUUUAGGAAGAUUAAUUUAAAUAUUAAAUUUGAAAAUCCUAAAGAUGCUAAUCCUAUCUAAUCAAAACCAAUUACUACAUAAUCUAUUAAGUCAUAUUAUUUAUUUUAUACUAGAACAUCAACUACAUUUGGACAACCAGGAGUAUUUGAAGAAUUUGAAUAAUUUGGUUAGGUUUCUAAGACAACUGUUAAUCCAUUUGGAGAUUCAUUCUCUGCUUCUGGAUUUUCAUCAGGUACAACUGCUUAAACUACUUAAUAAUAAAAAAGUAUUAUUUCAAAUUUAUAGAAGUUGAUUUGUUAAAUUUAGAUGAUGAUGUACCAUAAUAAUAAGAAUAAUAAAAAUAAGUUAUGACAUAACAAUUUGAUCCUUUUUUUAAUUAAUAAUAACCAUAAUAAUAAUAACAAUAAUAAUAAUAAUAAUAAUAAUAAUAACCAUAAUAAUAAUAAUAAUAAAAUAUUUAAACAACUUAACAAACAAAUUUAUUUGAUGCUUUUGGUAAUGGUUGGAAUUAAUAAUAGACUUAAUAGACUUAAUAAUAAUAAUAAUAAUAAUAAUAAUAAAAUAUAUUUUAAUAAACAAAUUAAGUUUAAUCGGCAUUUGAGUAAAUAAUUUAUUUAUUUAAUUUUUAGUUCAUUUAAUUAAGUAGGAUAAUAAGGAUAAGUUCCUCCUUAAUAAUAAGGAUUUUAGAAUUAAUAAUCUUUUGGAUAAGGAUUUUAAUAAGUAACACAAUAAUAGUAGAAUUUAAAUAUAUUAAAUCUUUAUGGGAAUCAAUAACCAAUAGUUGGUAAUUUAGCUUAUACAGCAUUUCCUUAAGUUCAAUAAUAUAGUUAGCCAUUGCCUUAAUCAUAGCCUACUCCAUUUGAUCUGUUCAAAUGAGAUAAAUAUUAUUC